AUGAUGCCAUGCGUAAGAGCGGUUCCCCCUGCAAAGGUGGGGGUGAGAGAAUUGCUGAGUGCAGGAGAUCGUGCAUCUCAUCAGAUAAACAUUGUGUCAUCGUCUGAUAAAUGGGAGCCACUCCGCAUCAACGUGUCAUCACUGGAUCUGGACGAUGAGAAGAAGUACUGCAGGGGGCAUCUCGAUGAACAUAAGAGUUAUUUUAAGGGUUCUAAGCUUUCUUGCCGUGAGGAUAAGAAGAAUACACUUCUCAAUGAGAUUCUUCCUGCAGCAAUCAAUUUACACAGCGAUCUUCUUCUCGUUAAGCAGUUGGAAACUCCCUUCAAGGUGCCGGAUUUUGGCAAAACUCUUUGCUCUCACUUCACAGUUCCAACUACUCACAUCAGUGAGGGUGUUAAAGACGCAUAUAUGGUGCUGUACGUUGCCGCUGGACCCUCAAAUACGCCUUUUAUUGAUAACUACAACACAAGUGGAAAUGAAUGUCUCUCUUGUGGUGAGAGGAAAAACAUUCCUACUGAAAGAGAAUUAAUAGGAGGUGUACACAAAAGCCAUGUGCAUAGGAUUAUUGCUAUUCUACUCCUGACAUGGAUGAGCAAAAGGAAAAAACAAAUUAUCAUCAAGUGGAAGCCGUGGAAAAGUCAAAUGCUUAUACAAGCAACUACCUCAUUGAUGUACUUGGAAUUGCAAUAA
Molecule: messenger RNA, 690 nt
Organism: Trypanosoma theileri
Lineage: Eukaryota; Euglenozoa; Kinetoplastea; Trypanosomatida; Trypanosomatidae
Product: putative surface protease GP63
Exons: 1
Coding region: 1-690 (229 amino acids)
Biological process (GO): cell adhesion; proteolysis
Cellular component (GO): membrane
Molecular function (GO): metalloendopeptidase activity
Source: RefSeq, a predicted model, not a curated record